Brassicogethes aeneus is the source of this 222-nucleotide messenger RNA. The record is from the annotation of a GenBank genome assembly. Lineage: Eukaryota; Metazoa; Arthropoda; Insecta; Coleoptera; Nitidulidae.
AUGUUCGAUCGAAAGCUUUUCGUGGGCAUGCUUAGUAAACAACAAUCUGAAGAAGAUGUACGACAGUUGUUUGCACCUUUUGGAGGUAUAGAAGAAUGUACCAUAUUAAGAGGACCUGACGGAGCAAGUAAAGGCGGUAAUACUCUAUUUAAGCAGACACAAAGGCUCCUAACAAAUAAAAAUUUUAAAAGUACAGCGAAAAGGACGAAAAUCUGUGUCUGA